CCUGGGCGGACUCCGGUGCACUGUGGGAUGGGAACCCGAGCGGCGCGUCGAGGCCGGAGCGGGCGGCGGCGGCGGCGGCGGCGGCGGGGCCGGCGGCGGCCGGGGAGCGGGGCUUAGGCUCUGCGGCUGACGGGGCGCGGCCAUGAACGCGGCGGUGGUAAAGCGGACGCAGGAGGCUCUGGGCAAGGUGAUCCGGAGGCCGCCGCUGACGGAGAAGCUGCUGAACAAGCCCCCGUUCCGCUACCUGCACGACAUCAUCACGGAGGUGAUCAGGAUGACGGGCUUCAUGAAGGGCCUCUACACAGACAUCGAGAUGAAGUCUGACAACGUCAAGGAUAAAGAUGCAAAAAUUAGCUUCCUGCAGAAGGCCAUAGAUGUGGUGGUCAUUGUCUCUGGAGAGCCGCUGUCAGCGAAACCGGCUCGGAUCGUGGCGGGGCACGAGCCCGAAAGGACUAACGAGCUGCUGCAGAGAAUCGGAAAGUGCUGUCUCAGCAAGCUCUCCAGUGAUGACGCGGUGAAGAGGGUGUUGGCCGGAGAGAAGGGGGAUGUGAAAGGACGGCCCUCACUGACGUCCAGACCCCAGGAACUGGAUAAUAAGAACGUGAGGGAAGACGAGUCCAGGGUCCGGAAAGACAAAGAGGAUAGAGGAAAUUCUGAAAUAAACGAGAGAAGUACAAGCAGAGAUCAGAAACAGAAAGAGGAAUUAAAAGAAGAAAGCAAGCCCCGGGAGAAGGAAAGGGACAAGGACAAGGCCAAGGAGAACGAGCGGGACAGGCACAAAGAGCCGGAGCGAGACAGGCACCGCGAAGGGGACCGCGAGCGUGCCAAGAACCGGGCGCGAACGGACAGGGAGAGGGAGCGGGACCGCGGCCCCCGGGAGCGCGACAAGGACGCGGAGCGCCGGAGCGAUGGCGGGAAGGAGAAGGAGCGGGAGCGGGAGCGGGAGCGGCGGCGGCUGCGCAACGGGGAGCCCGAGCGGAGCCGUGAGGGCGAGCGCAACCGGCCCGAGAAGAAGUCAUCAAGCUCAGGAGAGAUGUCUAAAAAGUUAUCAGAUGGAUCUUUUAAAGACCCCAAAGCCGAAACAGAGACUGAAAUUUCCACUAGAGCAUCCAGGUCAGUGACAACAAAGACGUCAAAGCGGCGAUCCAAGAAUUCAGUGGAAGGAAGAAGGGACUCUAGAACCAGUGAAAACAGUCUUUCCCCUGAAAAAGAACAUAACUCUUCCUACAGUAAAGCUAAGAAGGAGCAUACCGUGAAACAGUUCGAUGACAAUGCAGCCAGUCUGUGGAGAGGCAGCGCUGAGUCAGAGCCAGCCGUGAAGCAGAAAGGUGACUGUCCUAGUGAUGCAGAAUUUGCUGUUGGGCCCGCUGCCUGUCCAGAAAGAGACAUUGGAGCUCCCGGCCAGGAGAAGAGCGAGGCGCCGGAGAACCCCGAGCCCCCGCCCGGCGAGCUCCCUGCAGCGGUCAGGCGGAUACCUCGGCCUGGGAGCGCACGGCCCGCGCCUCCCCGGGUCCGACGGCAGGAGAGUGUGGAGGCGCUGACCACGGACAGGACGGGGAGUGGUAAAACUGUGUCCAACGUGAUCACCGAGUCGCAGAACUCUGACAACGAGGACGACGAUCAGUUUGUGGUGGAGGCCGCCCCGCAGCUCCCCGAGAUGUCGGAGCUCGAAAUGGCCCAGGCAGUGGAACUGGAGGAAGACGAGAAGCACGGAGGACUUGUCAAAAAAAUUCUGGAGACUAAGAAAGAUUAUGAGAAGUUGCAGCAGUCAUCCAGACCUGGAGAGAAGGAGAAGCUGCUCGUCUUCGAGUCGGCCUGGAAGAAGGAGAAGGACAUCGUCUCCAAGGAGAUAGAGAAGCUCCGGGUGUCCAUCCAGACCCUGUGCCGGAGCGCCCUCCCCCUGGGCAAGAUCAUGGACUACAUCCAGGAGGACGUGGACGCCAUGCAGAACGAGCUGCAGCUGUGGCACAGCGAGAGCCAGCAGCAUGCCGAGGCCCUGCAGCUGGAGCAGAGCAUCACGGACAGCGCCGUGGAGCCCCUGAAGGCGGAGCUGGCGGAGCUGGAGCAGCUGGUCAGGGACCAGCAGGACAAGAUCUGUGCCGUGAAGGCCAACAUCCUGAAGAACGAGGAGAAGAUCCAGAAGAUGGUGUACAGCAUCAACCUGAGUUCCAGGAGGUGAGGGCUCAAAGCUGCAGAGACUCCAGGGGGUCCCUCAACUUGCACGUAAGGAGAAGGCUGGCACUUCGCUCCCCAUGCGAGGUUUCAGUCUGAAGGCAGCCGUGAGCAGCUCACAAUGUCAUCCUCCUGGUUUUCAGAGCUUUACCACCUUAGGCACAUUUGGUGUAGGCGAGACCGUGUUUCCCUGCCUUCCUCCACUGGAAACUUGCUAGUUAUAAGCGAGCGGCUCUUGCAGACGCCGCCGGUGUGAGACGUUUCUCUGCAAGCCUGGUCUCUGCUGUCGGCUGUUGGGUUCUGUGCCAGUCUGUCCAGCAGGCGAGCGGUGCUGGGACCGCCCGGGACACGGGAGUCCGAGACGGCCAACUCCGAGCCUGCUGACAGGACUGCUGGAGCCCCAAGUGAAGGCUGGCUGCACAUUUUGACAGGAGCCUUAUAAAUGCAGUGAGGCCUGAAAAGCAAAGACUUAUAUUUUUAGCUCACUCCCACUUGCAAAGAGUUCAUUUCAGCCCGUGUCUUUAUAAAGUACCCACAAACUCUAGUUUUUAACCUCUCUGUCAUUGCGUGUACCUUAACACAAUUUUCUUUUUGCUCCUUAUUAUGUUUUGCUUAUUUUUCCAACCCUUAAAGUUCAUACAUUUAAAAAGGAGAUUUGACUGCGGCCUUCGCAGGCAUCGUCUGACCUGAGAUUGUCAUAGGCCACAUCCUCACUUUCUUCAACAUCGAACCCCUGGGCUUCCCUGCGAGCACAUCAGUGCAGCUGCGGGAUCCCUCAUCCUCUCUAGAAGCGAAGCUUGCUCUUCAAGCCAAUGGCCCAGGCCUGUUCCUUUGCCCAGGUGUAAGCACCUGUGCGCCUCAAAGACAGGUGGUUAGGAAAAGCCUCCAGAAGGAAGACUUAAAAGGUUGCACAGAUUUGCAAAAUUUUUUGAUGUUACCAUUUUUUUAGAAAUUUUUUUUAAAGCAAAAGUUGUUUUUUUUUAAACACAGUUUAUAUUUAGUUUUUCACUACAUAUAAUAUUGUAAAUACUGAAGUCUUAUAUUUGUGUAUAAAGGAUUUCACUGUUUGGAGACAUACUUAUGGGUCUUAAAGUCUGGGUCCUGACACUUGUAUUCUAGAUACUGUUAUUUAUGAUGUAACCCAAGCAGUGUCAUUUUAAAUGUUAGAAUUUCUUCAGCAAGUUUUGUUUCUUUAAAAGAUUAGCACAGUUAAGUUUUUCCUUAGUGUAAUUUCCAAAAUAAAUCUGUUACAAAGGUCGUUCUGUGAUUUUUGAAGUGAAGUUCAAGAUUGGAUUAUUAAGACGUGCCAUUGUGAAACAUUGGUCUUUUUCUCCUUUCUGUAGCUAACCAUAAAAUUCUGUCUGCUGAGAUGACACUAAAUAUUAACAGGUCAUUGGAGGAGGGGAGGUGUACCAGUUACCCAGGUCUUCCUCUGUCCACAGUCUCUCUCCCACUGACUCAAGUGACAGCCACCACCCCAGAGGGACCCUGUUUUGGGUCAGGUUAAGAAGUCUGCCUUUUAUGAAUUUGUAUGUAAGACUAGAGUUUUUGUGUUGCAAAAAAAUCACACACAUUGUAUGUGAGUCAAAUUUUGUAUGAAAUAGUCUCUCAAAUUGUAUCAUAAAAUUUAUUUUUCUUUUAUACAUAAAUCAUUAAAAACAAUCACCUGUUUUUUCCUA
This is a messenger RNA of Cervus elaphus (red deer), 3851 nucleotides long. RefSeq names its product TRAF3 interacting protein 1 (gene IFT54). Gene Ontology annotation, cellular component: axoneme; centrosome; ciliary basal body. Gene Ontology annotation, molecular function: microtubule binding. The record is from RefSeq and is a predicted model, not a curated record. Gene Ontology annotation, biological process: intraciliary transport; regulation of microtubule cytoskeleton organization; cilium assembly. NCBI's taxonomy places the organism in Eukaryota, Metazoa, Chordata, Mammalia, Artiodactyla, Cervidae. The transcript is spliced from 17 exons. Bases 143 to 2179 code for a protein of 678 amino acids.